AUGGCGUCGGCCAAUAGCAAUGGCAGCAAUAGCCAGAGCGGGAGGCCUGCGCUGCUUCCGCCUUUGACCAUUAACGAUAACGAGCACGAGAGCAAGGCGAAGAAGAAGAGGAACGUCAACAAGAAGAGAUUGGUUGUUGCUAUUGGCCGCAGCAACCUCGACCCCUUCAUCGACAAGGAUAGCCUGAUUCUGGUCAGAGACCCGCCUAGAGAGCGCCUUGCGCGAUCCAGAGUUUCAGCUGAGGAACAGUUGCACGAGGAAACGCUCUUGUCUCGCAUUUCUGGGAAACAGGACGCCCAGUUCCAGCACGACUAUCCUGUCCUUAGUCCUGCUUCCACCACCACUACUUCCCCUUCCAGUUCUUGUGGCACAAAUUCUGCCUGUACUACUCCCUGUAACACCACCGCCUCAAUCACCCAUAGAUUAAGCCAGGAAGAGGAAUAUUACGCUGACAUAUACCAGUACUAUUACGACGUCACGAAACCACCAUCAAGAUCUCCGUCUCCACCUCCACGCGCGUCUGACCUCAUUUCGUCCUCAUCAAGACGCGACAAGGCAUCCCCGUCCAUCUCUGCAUUUACGCCUAGACCUGAAAAUAGAUCUAUCCUGUUCCCAACGCCCGCACCCUUAGAGAUUCAGAACCCGCCGCCCACGCCCACAUCACCCACCAUGUCCAAAAAACGCGGGUCGCUCCAGUCUAUUUUCGUGCCAUCCUUCCUGCAAUCCGCCAUCGGUGGUACAACGCCCCCGCUGACACCUGAAGCGACGUCUACGCCAUCAACAUCUACUGCUGUGCCUGGACAAGGGCACGGGACCGUGAAGUACGCGUCAAGGAUGCGUGCACUGUCGGCUGCAGGAAGCCAGUCAAAGGCGAGCCAUGGCAGCGCGAAUGCAAUCUCGAACUCCAGUGCAGUCAGCAACGCGACGAGCGAAGGGCACCAGCGGAAACGGAGUAUGACAUUUAGCAUGAGUAUGAGUCUGAGCAUGGCCUCUUCACUACACUCGCCCUCCACAACCUCGUUCAUCACAUCACCCCCCUUCGUCGCGACCGACAUCCCAUCUGUCUCUUCUCCCUCAUCUCCGUCCACGACCCCACUCUCUCCACGCAGCUCGCCACCCCCCGCGUUCCUGAUUGACGACGACCCAUUCGCAAAUCUCACAUCGGCGCCGUCCGAGUCAAUGGGCCUAGGUCGAUUUCACCACCACCCGCACCCACCGCCUGCGCCUGCGCCUGUGGUCGUCCCACUUCCGCCGCCACCCAUCCCGAUCCCUCGCUCGCCGUUGCAUGAAUCGCCAGUGAUGUUACCGUCGGUGGCUGGGGCCAUCUCAUCGUCUGUGUCGUCGGAUAUGACCAUCACACCUAGUAGCGCAAGUACAAGUUCAAUUUCAAGUCCCUCUUCGCUUGUUGGACAUGCACCGGUGCAUCUACCCUCCUCACCGAUCGCUCAUAACGCGCCGUCCGCGUCGACCUCUACGCUUUCUCUGACAACGCUCUCAAAAUCGCCGUCUCUUUCGUCUAUUUCCAUGGCUAAAUCACCCGUUGUUUCUUCCUCAUCGUUGUCAAGCUCCAGCGUUGUUGCGAAGACUCCUUCACUCUCUGCCCCGUCUUCACCACCUGCCCCGCCCCCGCAGCGCGCGCGACCUGCGCACCAGCGUCCAGCAUUCUCCCCGAGGCCAAGUUUGCCAUCGCUCGACACACUAGCGAGGAUGAAUGUCGUGCUGACAAAGAAGGUGCGAAAAGGACGUGUUGGUGCAGGACUGCCGUUUGAGCCUUGGGAUUUGCCUUCGGACGACGAGGCUGCGCCGCCGCCUCCGCCACCUAGCGCGUCGGCUUCGAAUUCGAGUUUCAAUGUUCCGAAUACGGCUUCAGCAGCAGCGGGACCCGUGUCAGGUUCGAAUGCAGUUGUCGAACCCACCCCAAGUGCCCUUGUACAGACUCCUCCAGUUGUGCUGUCAAAAGCGACUCCCUCGUCGCCUCCACUUCCAACAUAUUCAUCUAAUUCUACAGUUUCUCCGCCCACAUAUUCACCUGCGCUUUCGACCAUGACAUCGCCUAUUCAAUCUCGCGCAGUGUCUCCGUCGCCUCUUCUACAGCCCCCUCACCCCACUUCUUCCACACCAUCUGUAUCGACGUCUCCAUCCAUGCGAUCGCCAUCCUUGUCGCCCGCCUCUCCUUCAUCUCCUUCAUCAUCAUCUUCUUCAGCAUCUUUCACCCCACCCGCAACAGCGACGACGUUCGCGUCCGCGCCAACGAGUGGGUAUCACCCACCCCCACCGCCAGCGCCCAUGCAUCCACCUCCACCCCCGCCUCCGCAGCAGCACGCGCCGCUACACCUCCCACCACCCACGCCGCUGAAAAUAGCCAGGCCGCAGCCGCUCCUACCGAGCCAGAUCCUCGCGCUCGGCUCGAUAGCCGCUGAUGUCGAGAUGGUUGUGCCUGUUUCUGGGUAUCCUGGGACGUCAUGGAAGUCCACGUCGUCGCCGACCAUAGCUGCGCCAGACGCACCAUUGCAGCCGCUCUCGAAUGUGGCAGGGCCGACGCGCCUGCCGGUAGUCGAAGAGGCGGAGCCGCCCAAAGUUAGUGUGGAAGACGCGCAGGACGUAGUUGUGCAGCAGGAGGCAGAGGAGGAGGGGUCGGAUGGAUACUUUGGAGACUUUUUGGAUCGGUAUCAACACCCAAGCAGGGCGUGCAGCGAGGAUGGACAUGGAGUUGGAAAUGGCUCCGCUAUGCCAAUUCCUGUUGACGAUGGGCUUUCACAUAGUGGGUUAUUGGCGGUUGCAGCGCAAGGAGCGACCGUCGAUAGGAAUUCGUUUACGGAGGAAUACUCCUACCUUGGAAAGCUGGUCGACGACAACACAGAGGCGGAGGUGGAGGGUCCGGGUGUACAAUCAGAUGUGGUUCAAGGAUUGGCGAUGUUCUCGUCGCCCCCUUUGUCUACUUCCUUGAACCGGUCGUUCUCGACGCGUUCUGAUUCAUCUAUGGGUUCCAUUGAUUCAGCGAGUGCUGUCGAGCAAGCUGAUACGGGUGAUGAUCGCGCGGAAAGCAAGGGGCGAAUAAGAGAAGAGCGGUGGUCAUAUCGACGCUUCGUGGGUCCUAGUCGAAGUUUAUCAUCACUCGAAUUAGAUAUGGAUGGCGAGAGCGUGGCUGGUUCAGGACACGACGCACACUCGGCGGAGAGCGACUGGUUGAGAGGCGAUGGCACUCACAGCAGCAGCAGCCACCCCAGUCUGUCGCGAACGCGAUCCUUGUCUGAUGACAGUGACAUGGUUCAGUCCCCUACCCCGGGAGACUACGAUUACACCUAUUACCCUUACUCCCAUGCCCGCGCGUUGGCGAGUACGUACCAGGCACCUAGGCACUCGGCACUCUUUGCGCCGAACGCAGGUCCUGGAGAGGAUGAAUCGUUGUUUCAUACUGAGUCUGCUAGGCACGCCUUUUCAUCUUCUUCUUCAGUUGAAGAUGUUAGAGAAGCAGGAAUUACGUGGGACGCGGCGUUCAUAACGGAGACGGACAGGGGAGUUAGUAUGCCUGAAGGACUCACGGAACUCACGGACGGCGAUGGAGGGUACGGCUUCGGGUUCGAUAAGGUUAUAGUUGCGGAAGAAGUCCACCGUGACGUCGUCGUUGGGAAAGAGAAGGAGAGCCUCACGACCGCCACGAGUGUCGAGGUCGCCCACGGCCAGCCUACUUCAACAGUCCCCAGAGCGGCUGACUUGCCUUCUUCCUCUUCCUCUUCAGACCAACACGAUUUAUCACUGUCAGCCUCCACAAAUCUGUCACCUGUGGAGCCCGGAAUAUCACCGCUCGUUUCCGAAUCAGACUCCAAUACACAGCUCACUUCCUUGACUUCCGACGACGAGUUGAUGUCUCGUUCAAACGCACUAGCAUCUGGCCAUCCGCUUCGGUAUCGGACUACAACUAUGAGACCAAGGGCCUCAGGCGAGCCCAACGAUUCUACGGGCUAUCGCUCUCGUGGACACUCUGCAGCGUCAUCAAUAUCUCAAUCGUAUAAAGCAGGCAGUUCACACGCGCAACAGGCCAAUAGUAUCACAUCGAACGCUUACUACUAUUCUAUGGGAUCGCGCGACUAUCGAGGCGUAAGAAGGAGAGGAGAUAGCGACGAUGAAGAUGGAGAGGAAGAGAAGAGGAGGCGCCGAGCAUUGGAGCGUACGUAUGUACACGACAGUGUGUCCAAGAUCACUUCGCAUUCUUCCAGCGACGAUGACAGUGCAGACAACUACGGCGAAAUCAGCGCCUCGUCCUCGAAAAAUCGCUUGGCGCCCAGAGCAAACGCGGGCGGGUCUGUUAUUUUACGGUCGCCAUCCGUCACGGGUUCUUUCGUGACUGCAUCCUCGAGAUCUCCUUCGUUAAAACCAAUGGACUUCCCUGCUUCUUCCAAACACAGUAGCCGCUAUGCAUCCGAAGACGAAAGCGAGGACGAUGACAGCACCAGCGACUCCGACGAUGACGUACCCCUCGCGCAACGCAUCCCAGGCGCAUUGACAGCACAGCAAACGAUACGACGGCAAUUCCGGGAGGAGCGAGAGCAGCGUAAGCGGGAGAAGGCGUUGCGGAUGGAGAACGGAAAUGCAGAGCGGCGAGCGCGACAGGAGACGCUGCGGCCUGCUGGAGCCGGGCCCUCUAUGCAAGAUGGCAACGUUGGGUCCAGCUCUCGUGAUGCUGCUAUGCACGCUGCAUCAUCUGUCAGUGCUCUUCAGAGACAGAGAACGACGACGCUGCCGGGUAAGGCUCCCACGGCGGGUGCUUUCAACCCGCACGAUUUGGCAAGGAAACUCCAGAAUGUGCAACUAGCGGAAGCGUCGCCGCCGGCAUAUCAGCAACAACAGUUAUAUCUUCUCCAACAACAGCAUCAACAGCUUGCUCUGCGCCAACGUUCCAAAUCAGUCUCCAAGCCGUCCGCUGAUCAUCAACCUUUACCUCCUUAUUCUGCAGCGUCGCCUUCGGCAUCAUCUCCUGCAACGCGUAGCCGGAGUAUCAGAGACCCUUCGACGCAGACACAACACCAAUUUUCUCCAUCAUCGCCUAUGGGCCAAACGAAUGUCCCCCCGGUUCCGAGUCUCCGUCCCAUGCGCUCAUUCCAUCGCCCAUCAGAACAUCGUUCCGUCGGCGUGGAAGAUCCACGAACAAUGCCGCAUCCCUCUGAAGCUGAGCAGCGUUUAGGCCGCUCUGUGACAUCUGCGACGCGCAGCCACCGCCCUGUCCCUGUGGAUGACCCACGCUUUGGCGCAGAUGCUGACCCUCGACUGGGACGUUCUGUGACCUCAGCGACCCGUGCUCCACGUCGACGAUCACCAUCUCAAUCGAGGCCCGGAGGCGAACGUUCCAUUGAACCGGUGCCGCCGCUACCCGCAAGCAUGCACGGCCGAACCAGUCAUGAUGAUCCAAGAAAGAAUGUAAGGCCAGGCACUGCAGAGGGGCGCAAUCCAUCGACACGAACAUCCGGAGAUGUGGAACGCGCGCCCAGGAGCGCUCCUGCUCAGCCUCCUCUGCCGCCUCUCGCUAAUAAAGUUGUGGUCUCGCAGCAGCGCGUGUUUGUAGGCAACCUCCAGCAAUUCCACAUGGUUGAGAUUGGGCCCACAACUACCGCUGGCGAUAUUGUUUCAAUGAUGGAAGCUCAAGGUGCCUUGAAUGGCUGGGCAGGUAGUGGCGGAUGGAUGGUCUUCGAGGUUGCUCAAGACUUUGGAAUGGAACGUCCUGUCCGAAGCUAUGAAUUGCUUGCUGAUGUGCAGUCUUCCUGGCUCAAAGACAAAAGCGUGAACUACUUUGUUUUGAGGCUGACUCCCCUAGCCGUCCCACUCAAUAUCCAUGCCAUUCCAACAAGCUCCCCUACCCAUUCUGGUUAUAUUGAAUGGGAAGUAAAACGAGGCAAAUGGAGCAAACGGUGGUUGCACCUUCGAGAACACAAUUUGUAUCUAGCCAAACGUGAUAACGGCAAAGACGAGGUUCUCAUCUGCUCUUUGUCAAACUUUGACGCGUAUACCAUCACCCGACACCAUCGUGCGCCAAAACCGUUUGCAUUCGCCGUAAAAUCUACCGACAACUUGUCAUUUUUUGAAAAUACCGCGGACUAUAUGCACACUUUCUCAUGCAACGAAAAGGAUGGACAAAUCUGGAUUGAAAAGAUUCUCGUGGCUCGUUCAUAUGUUCUUCACCAAGAGCGGCACAUCUUGUUCAACCCUAAAACUACGGGCACCAACGGCAACAGCAACGGUGCAGCAGUUUCACGGGCAGGAACGAAGAAAUACACACCGGUCAGAUCAAAUCAACAGCCCCUCGUCUCCUUACCUCCGAUCGGGGUCGCACAGUCCUUACCGCACCAUGACGUUUUCGAACCGGGUUCGCUCCUUGCCAAACAUUAG
This is a messenger RNA of Psilocybe cubensis, 6381 nucleotides long. RefSeq lists its product as uncharacterized. The record is from RefSeq and is a predicted model, not a curated record. The transcript is spliced from 7 exons. NCBI's taxonomy places the organism in Eukaryota, Fungi, Basidiomycota, Agaricomycetes, Agaricales, Agrocybaceae. Bases 1 to 6381 code for a protein of 2126 amino acids.